AUGGAUUAUCUUGAAUCCCUAGGCUAUUCCAGGCACACAAUGAUUCUCAACCAGGAUGCUGGCACAUCCAAAAUCUUUGAAGAGCCUACAGUCCCUGAGUCUGUAGAUACUUUGCCUAUUCCAUCGCCAUUUCAUCAGGAUCCAGUAUUUGAGAUCCUUUUCCGAGAAGCAUCUGCAUCUGAGACUGCUCCUCAAGCAGACUCUGCAGCUGAUAUCACUUCUCCAGAGCAGCUAAUGACUGAUCCAAUUAGUCAGUUGCUGAUUGAAACUUCAACUGCUAUGCCAUCCUCAUUUGAUGAUUUUCAGCCCAGCGACUUUGAUAAGGCUGCACCUCCUUGCUCCCCGCCUGCAGCAGAGAUAAAAUCAGCUGACAACGCUGAUCCCUCAUCUCCGGAAGGACGUGUUGAGGAUAUCACAGAAACUCCUCGACCAUCGUCACCACCCAUCUUCACCACUGAUGAGCCCACUCCUACAGAGGGCCUCAACAUCGAUCAAAGGCGUAUGCUUGCUACCUCCUCUCGGACUGAAGAAGAAGUUCUCCCUUCUGCUCCACCCACAGCUGAUGUUACCUCAGCUACUGAUGCUGCUUCUACCUCUCAAGGACCAGCACAGGCACCCCCUGCUUCCCCUGAGCAACCAGAGGAAAUCGUCGAUGCUCCGCCUGAGCAACCAGAGGAAAUCAUCGAAAUCUCUCGCCAACCCGGUGUCAUUCGAUAUGACUCGGAUGUUGACACUGAUGGAUUCCUCACCGAGUGGAAAAAGAGAGAACCCAUCAGAACUCAGUUCAAAAUUCCUGAAGGAAUUGAAAAUCCGAUUGAUGCCCUACUAGAUGUCAUCUCCGAUCAGCAAUUUGCAAGCGAAACACUCAAGCAUGAAAGGGAACGACAGGACAUCCAUGGCGCGAAGUUCCUAAGGUACCUCAGAGCUGUUGAAACUCAAGCUCAAGAUGACAUGAUCGAUCAUGAUGCUCGCAUCAUCGCUCUUCGAAGAAGAAUUCAUCGACCCGAAAUUGAUCAUCUCACUCUCCAAAGAGACCUACUUCAAGACGAAUUUCCAAAAAUUCAGAAGGAACUCAAAGAGCUUCAUCAAUACGUCUUGACAGUAGAAAUAUAA
This is a messenger RNA of Salvia miltiorrhiza (redroot sage), 1113 nucleotides long. RefSeq lists its product as uncharacterized. The coding region runs from base 1 to 1113 and encodes 370 amino acids. Lineage: Eukaryota; Viridiplantae; Streptophyta; Magnoliopsida; Lamiales; Lamiaceae. The record is from RefSeq and is a predicted model, not a curated record. The transcript has a single exon.